AAUGUCUGUCAGUUGCGGGUGUUGCUUCUUCUUUUUCUUAAAAAUACCCUGCAUUCUAAUUUUUGUGGGAAAGGACCAUAUUUUUCUUUUUCAAUAAUUCUGACGGAAACGUUUUAUCAAUAAUUACUCUCUCUCGAAACAACUUUGAGUAUGGAUGAAACUUGUGCAUGCCUUGUUAUUACCGGUGUUCCAUUGGAAACGGAAUUCGGAAUUGAUCUUCAAAGCUUUCGCGCUGGUGACAAAAUUUGUGGAAUUGAAAUGAUUCCGUCCGGAAUGCAUUUUGUUUAUUGUGCAUCUCAAGGAACCAACGGAGAAAUCUCAUCUAGAGUCGGCUUUCCGCAUUAUUUUAAAAGUGGGGAAAUAGUAGUACGUGAAUGGAGUACCAGCACUGAAGAGUUACGAUCUAACGGCAAUGCAAAUAGCAUCAGAAAAAAUCUUAAAAGUUUUAUGAAAUAUAUGGUUCCUUAUAACUGUAAUGAUUUUUCAAAAUGGUUCAAGCUGUCUUCAAGCAUUACAGAAAAAACAAUACAACAGCUCUCACCAGACAGUGGAAUAAUACGCGAUAGUACAGAUUUGCUUUCAUACGUCGAUUCGAAUGACGCAUCAACUGGGGUUGAAUCACAAGUGUUUGUACAAAAUUCUCUAAAACAAGAUUUUUCACAUUUUAAAUCUAUUGCUGGUACAAUUCCCAAGUUCACAAUUCUCCCUCCUAGAUGUCCGAAUGAUGCUUCUCCUUCUGAAAUUUCUAAACAUUACAUAGAUUGUAUAUAUGCCAUUGAUUUGCUUUUACAAAACAAAGAAAAAGAAGUUUACGAAGAAAUUCAGUUUUCAUUUUUACUGUACCUCUGCGGUCAUUCGAUAGCCGGUUUAAGUCAAUGGCGUAGGAUACUUAGUUUACUGAGUAAUUCAGAGAAGGCAGCAGAAAAGUAUGGCAACUUUUAUAAAAACUACCUCGCGAUUUUACAAAUUCAUUUACCUGAGUUACCAAUUGAAAUGAUCGAGCAAUCAAAAAAUAACACCGUUUACUCAGACGUGCGUCGAUUGAUGUUAAAUUGCUAUAAAGUAGGAAUUACAUCGGAUUCCAAUGCAUUGGAAAGAAGUUUAAAAGCUACCCUUCUGUGGAAAUUCGAUGAUUUAUUUGUAGAAGAUCCCGAAGAAAUGCCGGUUGUGGUUGAGUCAUGAUAUAAACUGGAAUAAAUCAUAAGUUAUGUUGUAAUACUGUA
Molecule: messenger RNA, 1223 nt
Organism: Wyeomyia smithii (pitcher-plant mosquito)
Lineage: Eukaryota; Metazoa; Arthropoda; Insecta; Diptera; Culicidae
Product: protein AAR2 homolog
Exons: 2
Coding region: 151-1182 (343 amino acids)
Biological process (GO): spliceosomal tri-snRNP complex assembly
Source: RefSeq, a predicted model, not a curated record